GGGCGAGGAAGCACCUGCUUCCAACAAGGAGGUGGAGAAAAUGCUCUCAUGAAAAGCUCCAACUGCAGUGGUUGGCACUGAAACUUGUGCAGGAGGGUUGGAUUACUCCGAAAGUAUGCACAGGUUAUUUUGAUAAUCUUGUGGGGUGAAUGUUUCUUUGCGGUUUUCCUUUGUGGCUUCCAGGAGUCUGUGGUGUGACUGAAACCCAGUCAGUGUACAUUAUGGAUUGCCUUUGUGGUAAAGUGGUUCUCACAGUUUAUGAUGCAUUUUCGGCUUUAUGUCAGCUGUCAUUUGUCUUUUAGCCAUGGUGAUCUUUGAUUCUGCACCAGCGUCGCGUUUUGUUGCACCGCAAACUUUUGCCAGACUUUGCUGCCUUAGGAUAGGCGAUGCGGUUUUAUCAGACGGCCACGGAGCGCAAACAGAGGAGCUGCGCGAAGAUACUUCUUGACCUGGACUUAUUUGAUCACAGGAUCAGAUACGGCUUUCCGAGAGCGCAGACACACACAUACACACACUUGCAGACAGCGGCACCAUCAGAAGUAAAAGUUGGACUCAAAGUGCACAUUAAGUAAAGCAAACUGAUGCGCGUAAGAAAGGAUGCCAGCCAGGCGUGGCUUGUGUCUGAAUAUCCAAUGUGAGAAUGCGUGGGGAGUAUGUAUAUAAUAGAGUCUUUCUAUUUGAUAAACACAGAUAUCAAACUCAUGAUUACAGCAAAGUACUAUCAAUAAACUGAGAGGACUCCGCUGAUUUGGAGGAGCACGGCGCGCUGCAUGGUACGCUUUUGGCGUGCAUGGACCGGACUUCUGUAAACUUUUCUCCCUCCUGAAUUUACCAACUACAUCCCAAAUGCCUUCGCUUAAUUUGACAGCUGUGCAUACAAUGGCAGAAGUCGGGAGUUUUCUGGGGACACUCGACUUGGAUUUACAAAGCUUUCCUUCGGUGGGGACUAUGCCCGUACCGGAGUCCCCUGUAGGGCUGAAUGAGCGACUGGGGCAGAUUGAAGGCAGGCUGCAGCGGGGGUCUCCGACAGAUUUCGGCCACCUCAAAGGGAUCUUGAGGCGGCGGCAGCUCUACUGCAGGACCGGCUUUCAGCUGGAGAUAUUCCCCAAUGGGACUGUGCAUGGGACAAGACAGGACCACAGCAGAUUUGGUAUCCUGGAGUUCAUAAGUCUAGCAGUGGGUCUGGUGAGCAUCAGAGGGGUGGACGCUGGACUCUACCUCGGCAUGAAUGAGAAAGGAGAGCUCUAUGGGUCGAAGAAGCUGACAGCAGAAUGUGUGUUCAGGGAGCAGUUUGAGGAGAACUGGUACAACACCUACGCUUCAACUCUGUACAAGCACACGGACACGGGGCGCUUCUACUACGUAGCUUUAAACAAGGACGGCUCGCCCAGGGAGGGCGGCAGGACUAAAAAACACCAGAAGCUCACCCACUUCUUACCCAGGCCAGUGGAGAUUGAGAAGAUCCCUCAGGAAUACAGGGACUUAUUCCAAUACAGGUGACCAGCACUUACGCUGGGAGAACUGGUUGUUUCGAAGGAAUAGAAAUAAAAAACAAAAAAAACAAAACAAAAAAACCCACAAAAACACAAAAAAUCAACAAAAAUAAAUAAGUAAAAGAAGUGUGGAUAUUUUGGACCUGUUACAGAACUGUUUACCUUCAUCUCCCCUCUGAGGUUACUGCACCUCAGCCCACUGCCAACAGCAGUGACACAAACAUUGUUCCUGGAUGUCGCUUCUUUGCAUCUGCAGCAGACUUCAGGCAGGAGAUCAAACUUUGCUGUUAAACCACUGCUACCACGGACAAAGGAGACCCUCAUGACUGCCCAGCUCUUGAUGGUUUUGAGCAGCAUUAAGCUGGCAGGAGAAGAAAUGAUCGGUUGUCCACGAGAAGUGACUUUGAGGAGCUAAGGACAUAAAGCACUGCACAUGUCACAAUGUGCACACAGCUAUGUGAUGUUAAAUGGAAGAGAGAGAGAAGGCACAUUCCACAUAUACAGCAGAGACCUGCAAACUUUGUGCUUGUUGAGCGGUAAUUUGGGACGCGCGAUAAGAGUGUCUUUGAGUAAAUUACAAGGCAAACUGGAGUUUGAUUAGGUUUUCUUCACUUACCGCACAUCCCAGCUUCACGCUCACUUGGUCUGAGUUUAAAUAUCGCAUUAAAAUCAGACGAAAAGCUGCAGAAAUUAUAUGCAAAAACAAGCAAUUAAGCUCGGGCUAAAAGCACUUCUCUGACUGCGGUUGUGAAGACUAAGCAAUGGGUUUUUAAAAGGAUGACUUGUAAUGUUCAGAGUGUUGGGAACAUUAUUAAAAAUGCAAGCAGCUGAGGUGUACAUAUGGGUGUUCCUAUUUAUGAGCUGUACAAUAUAUUUAUUUUCUACAUAUAAAGUAUAAAUGUAAAUCUAUAUAUUAAUUUAUUGCAAAGACUUUAUUUUGUAAUGAACUUGAAGUUAUCUGGACUGCAGAUUCUACUGAAUUGACCCCCCCAGAAAAAGCAAUCAAAAAAUGAAGAACUGCAAUGAAACGCGACAAUAAAAUUGUCCUGCUAUCGAGACAUCAUUGUGAGAGACCAUUUUUGCUUGCAUUAAAGUCUGUACCAAU
Messenger RNA from Archocentrus centrarchus (flier cichlid), 2598 nucleotides. RefSeq names its product fibroblast growth factor 16 (gene fgf16). The coding region runs from base 847 to 1500 and encodes 217 amino acids. The record is from RefSeq and is a predicted model, not a curated record. Gene Ontology annotation, molecular function: growth factor activity. Lineage: Eukaryota; Metazoa; Chordata; Actinopteri; Cichliformes; Cichlidae. The transcript has 3 exons.